GCUAUAAUUUAUUUGAUUAUUUAAUUGUUCGGAGACGAGCAGUAGUUGCGUCUUCUUCUCCUUUUUCUUCCGAGGUUGGAUUCUCCUUCGGAGGCGUUGUUCAUUGCUUCCAUCUCGCCCAAUACAUCGCCUCUUCCUUCAUUCUCUCGUCGUCGCGAUCGGCUCUUUUGUCAAGGUUCGAUCUUGUCAAAGUGGAAGCUUUUGCGAGCCGGAUCGGGGAAGAUUGACGGGCUGAGAAAGUUUUGGACUUUGAUGGGGUGGUUGUGCUGCUUCAGAGGCUCGUCCUCUAAGUUGAUGUUAUGGAUCCAAGCUGUAGUAAGGCCAGUUUGCUACUGACGUAUGAUAGAACACAAAAUACACACAGAGAUUCAAGAUAACUACAAACACUGUGAUUAGUUUGCAGGUUCUUCAUGUGAUGCUGGUAAAGGGAAAAGUUCUCAGGGUCGCUCAAAAAUCACUUAUGGAUUUAGUCUUGUUAAGGGGAAAACAAACCAUCCCAUGGAGGAUUAUCAUGUUGCUAAGUUCAUUCAUAUGAGAGGACAGGAGCUUGGUCUAUUUGCUAUAUUUGAUGGACACUUGGGAAAUAAUGUACCUGCCUAUUUACAGAAGCAUCUAUUUUCAAACAUUUUGAAAGAGGAAGAAUUUUGGACUAAUCCAGAUGUAGCUAUUUCAAAAGCCUACGAGAAGACCGACAAGGCAAUUCUUUCACACAGUCCUGAUCUUGGUCGAGGCGGAUCAACUGCCGUCACCGCAAUCCUCAUUAAUGGCACAAAGUUAUGCAUAGCUAAUAUUGGUGACUCACGAGCAGUUAUUGCAAAAGGUCCACAGGUGAUACAAUUGUCAGUUGAUCAUGACCCCAACACCGAGCGUGGAAGUAUUGAGAAUAGAGGCGGCUUCGUCUCAAACAUGCCAGGAGACGUUCCAAGGGUUAAUGGCCAGUUAGCUGUAUCCCGUGCUUUUGGAGACAAGAAUUUGAAAUCACAUUUGCGAUCAGAUCCUGAUAUUCGUUGUUUAAACAUUACAUCAGAGACAGAGCUACUCAUCCUUGCCAGUGAUGGUAUAUGGAAGGUCAUGAACAAUGAAGAGGCAGUUGCGACUGCUAGAAGGUUCAAGGAUCCACAAACUGCGGCAAGACAAUUGACCACCGAGGCACUGACUAGAGACAGCAAAGAUGACAUUUCAUGUGUUGUUGUCCGAUUCAGAUCAUAAGAAAACAUGUCUUUUCGUCGUCCAUAAUCAGAGAUUUCACUUGUAUCUUUUUCAGUUGACCAUCAGAGAUUCAGAUGAUUGGUGAGGUUACUAAUACAGAUUCAUACGGGAAUACCAUGAAAGCUAAGAAUGCCAAAGAGUUCAGCAUUCGACUACAAUAUGAUCAGUGCCAGUGUGCCCAAUGCAAAUGGCUUCUGAUGUAUUUGAUAAUCAGAAGAAUCCCAUGUUUUUUUAAGCAGGGAAACUAGCAGAUCCCUCAGGUUGACAAUGGUUGGUUGGAUCGAUUACUUUAUUUCUUUUGCAUUUCCUUUCCUCUUUGGAUUGCGGUUUUGCAGCGGAGUUUCAGUUUUAGCUUGGUAGUAUUUAGCGAUCCCGAAAAGAACAUGAUUCUCUAGUUGUAAUUUAUUAAAUAAUUUGUGUUUUUAAUCCAGUGCACAUGGGUGGAUAUAUGCAUAUAUUUCGAAGAUGUGAUACCUAGACACUCAGAAAGAGGAUGAUUUAAACACUAAAAUAAGACGAUGCUUGGUUCAGUUUUAUUUUGUGAUUGAAUGAUUUGUUGUGAUACUAUCAUUAGAAUGGUUUAUUCCAAUUAUACUAAUCAUCGUAGUUAGUUUGUUUAUUGAAAAAUUCUUGCAGUUUGCUUGAUACAUUGUUUGGUAGGAUUUAGUAAGCUUCAGUAGCAGCAUUGAAGUACAGUUAUUCAUUCUAAAGAAUGACUACUUCAUCUGGUACUACUACAACAGUCAGGUGUAUGAACUGAUUGUGCCAUUUAGCGAUCUAUGCACAAGUUAAAUGGCCAAUUCUCAGGGUUGCUGCUGGCACAGACAGUCAGGUAGAGGGUUCUCGUAAAAUACUUCUUCAGUGCGGAAUCGUUCCAUGCCUUUUGUGCCGGUAGCAGGCCCUUUUCGCUUGCGAGGAGAACCUUGCCUAACGUACCAGAAAUGUACAUUAAGCUUCCCAGAGAGAUCCUCGAUUGAUCUUAUCAAACAAACGAACAAGAGCUUUUCUACACUCAUGAAGGUAGAUAAAGGUUCAAUGAAGAAGGUAGCCUUUCGCGAAUUCGAUGUAUAAGAACUGGAGUUCAAAGCAGGUCACCUGUCUGGCUUAAUUGUUUUCUGAUGGCCAAGAAAGCGGCGGUGACCUUCGACUGCCCUCGCCAUAUUCCCAGAAUAUGAUGGGAUAAAAACAUCACUUUCCAGUGAUACAAUGUAGUCUAGUGCUGCCAUUUGUGAAGCAUAAUGUUUAAAAGCUUCAAGCUCUUGUGCUGAUGCCAAUUUCUCCUGUAAAAUUAGUUCAUAAACAGGAUCGGAUCGGAUGAGACAAA
Molecule: messenger RNA, 2533 nt
Organism: Zingiber officinale
Lineage: Eukaryota; Viridiplantae; Streptophyta; Magnoliopsida; Zingiberales; Zingiberaceae
Product: probable protein phosphatase 2C 41
Exons: 8
Coding region: 499-1209 (236 amino acids)
Biological process (GO): protein dephosphorylation
Cellular component (GO): nucleus; cytosol
Molecular function (GO): protein serine/threonine phosphatase activity
Source: RefSeq, a predicted model, not a curated record